GAAGAAUCAGACAUUACUCUAGCCAUAUGAUAUUAUCCUGAACUUGUCGUACACAAUGGUCUUGGCUAAAGCGACAAACGCAGAGGACAUCGCAGAAGCACUGGAUGCCCUUUCACCGUCGGAGGUUGUAGACUCAAAGCGUCUGCUGUCCUCUUUCCGCGCCUUUUUCGCCCGAGGAUCCGCUCGCGAUUUCUUCCAAUUGCUACCCAACCCGGGACCUUCAAUUCACCCUCUCCACCCCCUCCGACAGGACCUGGAUCCAGAGCCUCUGAAAUUACAAUGCGUUACCCAACCCGGAAGCGAAGGACAUCAGGCUCAACUCCAACCCUGAGACCAGCUCGGUUUAGACUUCCUGAUUGUUAUUCAACCGACACCGACGGUUUCUCUUUGGAAAUACAUGCGGCUUGGUCAUUCUUUAUGGCGCAUGACUCAGCACAGACCCAGGUUCACCAGCUGAUGCGUGUUCUGGACAGAGUGUUGAAUGCUAUCCACCGACCAGCCAGUUUCUAUCGUUCACUGUGGUCGGCACACAGAGAAUAUGUUUUUGGCUCCAGUCAGACAGCUGCCUCUCGAAUUUGCCGCUUGUUUCAAGGCAGAAAAGUCAUCGACCAGGAAUCACAACGUUUUGAAAGUGCUGGUCGGCUGUCUCUAGUCUUCCUCACUCAUGAUGUAGAGGUAAUGAAGGCGCAGAACUGGAAGCUUGCUCCAGGCCAAAGUCGUCAGCAUGCUGCUGUGAUGUCGAUCUCACAGCAGCUCAAUAUGGAUGCGGAGGAAAUCAGGAAGGAUUGGAGGCGUAGUCGUAACUACAUCAAAUUGUGGGAGGAAUGUGGCCCAGCAUCCUUACUAGAGCUUGGUACAGGAAUCAAUUGGUAAUGGCAAAUUUGGGAGAAGGCCCUUAGCAAACAUGAUGUCGCUCUAUUUAUUGAGUACUAUAAAGAAAGGUAACAACAGCCACCUGCUCCAACAA
This is a messenger RNA of Aspergillus saccharolyticus JOP 1030-1, 967 nucleotides long. RefSeq lists its product as uncharacterized. The record is from RefSeq and is a predicted model, not a curated record. The transcript is spliced from 3 exons. Bases 280 to 873 code for a protein of 197 amino acids. Lineage: Eukaryota; Fungi; Ascomycota; Eurotiomycetes; Eurotiales; Aspergillaceae.